This is a messenger RNA of Kickxella alabastrina, 2712 nucleotides long. RefSeq lists its product as uncharacterized. The record is from RefSeq and is a predicted model, not a curated record. Gene Ontology annotation, molecular function: protein binding. The coding region runs from base 117 to 2681 and encodes 854 amino acids. The transcript has a single exon. Lineage: Eukaryota; Fungi; Kickxellomycota; Kickxellomycetes; Kickxellales; Kickxellaceae.
UUUGCGGAAUUUUUUUUAUCUGUCAUUAAUUUUUUCCUCUACGUUUUACAUACAAUAAACUUGAAUUCAGUCAUUCUUUAUCUGUUUUAUUAUUUUAUUAUCAGGAGUGUUAUAGCAUGUACAGGCUCAAAGCAAAGGGCGCGGUCUUAGCGUCCUCCACUCUCAGAUCCCUGAGGAACAGCAGCCCCAGCAUCGGCAACACCACCCAGCAUGCAGGAUCACAAUGCCGCUGCUUAUCAGAACUGUACUUCCGCUCAAUGGUCAAACAAGGGAAACCCUUGCCCGGCGGGACCACUACCGGCGAAACCAACACAAAAGACCAACAGCCGGCAACCAAACAGCACACAACACCGCAUAUCUCGUCGAUCCCGGCGCUCAAAACAAAGCCCCUCAAAACUGCUCACACACCGGAACACACCGACGCAUUGCUGCCUCACAACACACACACCGGGAAGUACGUUCCGGAAAUCACAGUGGCUGAAUCAAAGUCGUUGCUAAGCGCACAGGAAAUGGCAGAGACGUACACGUAUGAGCUGCACGAGAACGAGUGGGGCAGGGAUGAGACGUGGUUGCGGUUCAGUCAGCUGCCCCGAGGGUCUCACGAUUACCUGCGCAACAUUGAUAUUAACCGCACACUGGCGUUGAUCAGGGGAUCGGACAGGAGAUCGCGACGUGAUGGGGGCGGCGCGCCGACGUCGAAGACGAUGAGCCGGAUGCUUGCCGUCUAUGGAGCCGCAAGCGAGGCCGGGAUUAAUCCCGACCACUACACAUUUCAGGAAAUGAUAGCGAUCAAUGUUGAUUUGCUCGAUUUUAGGCAUGCGCGAGAGUGGCUGGCCAGGAUGCUGGCCAAGGGCAUACAGCCGACCAUCAGGCCCUAUCGCGCCCUGCUUAAAGGGUAUAGCCGGGUGCCCGGCGAGAUUGACAAUGCUCGGCAGCUAUGGCAGGAGAUCAAACAGCAGUUGAGUGCCGGCCAGAUUUCAUCAAACAGCUCCGAGUCGGGAACCAGUGCCAACCUCGAUAUCAAAACGUACACGUGCAUUAUUGGCGCCGAGUGCAAGGUGGGCAACUUUGCGCAGGCCCUGAGCUUGGUGGACGAGAUGAGUGCGGCCGGUAUGGAGCCGGAUAUCGCCGUGCGCAACGUUAUUCUCGACGGAAUUGCCAACCACAGCGGCAUGGACGCAGCGCUGGAGGAGGUUGGGCAUAUGGAAAGCGCCGGGUUGAAGCCCGACGGGUACACGUACAAUAUCCUUCUUAACACGGCAGUCAGAGAGGGCCGCAACGAGCAGACCAGAGAGCUUCUGUCUGCAGCCGCCGCUGCCGGGUUCAUCCCCUCCAUCCAGGUCGUGCAAAUGCUGCCGUUCGAGCCGGUGGAGAUUGUCGACAUUAUGGCUGAGGGCAGCGCACUUGACCGCAUCCGCGUGUACAACACCUUGAUCAAGGCGUCCAUGCGACGCAACAACUUCAACCAGGUUCUGCAGCUCAUCGGGCACCUGCGAAAGCAUAACGUCCAAGCCAACGUGGUCACCUAUGGCAUGCUUCUCGACGCCCUAAACAAGGCCGGACGCCUGGAGCAGGCAAAAUCCAUGUUUAAGGAAAUCGUUAAUAGCAGAAAGGUCCAGCCAGACCUGCAUGUCUUCAGCACCAUGGUAGAUGCCUGCGGACGCAGCGGCGAUAUCGACGGGAUGUUCUGGUUCAAGAGCAAAAUGUCUGCUUACGGUGUUCCUCCGGCAGAGUUUGUAUACAAUAGUGUUUUCUCGGCGCUCGCCCGUUGGCGCAAGGACGACUUAUCCGUGAUUAUGGCGACCGUCGACGAGCUCGUGCGCAUCAGGCCGCCGGUCAGGCCGACCAUCCGCACGCUCAACUCGAUUUUUGCGGCAUUCGCCGGGCACGCGCGCACGGCGGGCCUCGAUGCAUCGGAGACUGCGUUUCUGCGCACAUGGUAUGCCAACACAAGCAGCAAGUACUAUGUAGUCAAGGACUCGUACCUGUACGCGUUGGCCCUCGAGGCAUUCACGGCUACAAAGUCCCUGGAUGACGCGCUGACGGUGUAUUCGGAUAUGGUGAGGCACUCCGAGAUGGACAUGUCGGUGGUUCAUACUUUUGCGCAGACGCCCGGGCAUAUGCUUGGCCUGAUGCGACUGGCUAUUGAGCAGCUUGACUUUGAAGUUGUGCUGAGGCUGUGGCGGGACUGGAGGCCGCUAGGUAUGCCCGAAUCUGACGCUGUUGUCCCACUGGUUCUUUUCGCUUGUGAUCAGAUGGGCCACCCGGGCACGGCGCAGGACAUCAUGCGCGGCCUGCUCACUACUCCCGAAGCCAGUCUGGCAGCAACAGCGGCAGCUGGUUCAGGCAGAUUUUACCCGCGGAUGGUCAACGAAUCGACACUGGCCCUGUACAUUGGUAUUGUCAUCAAGCACGGCAUCAAGGACGAUAUUAUUCCGACAAUGGAGUUGUGGAGAACCUCUGUCCUGGCCCCUUCGCUUCCAGAGGCUGCAAGCGCGGGGUCGUUGGAAGACGUGCGCUGGCGGCUGGAUGGGUCGGACUUGAGGCGCAGGCUGUCUGAAGAAACCGUCACCAAUAUUAUCAGGCUGCUGUGGCAGCACAACUCUGCGGAGGCCAGUGAUGCUACAGACAAGAUUCUGGCAUAUGUUGACAAAAAUUUCCCUGAAGCCAUGCCGGUCUAAACAACUGUUCCGUUAUUAUUAUUAUUUUUCG